Molecule: messenger RNA, 1187 nt
Organism: Sorghum bicolor (sorghum)
Lineage: Eukaryota; Viridiplantae; Streptophyta; Magnoliopsida; Poales; Poaceae
Product: dirigent protein 22
Exons: 1
Coding region: 400-969 (189 amino acids)
Source: RefSeq, a predicted model, not a curated record
UAAGCCUCGGAGGAGAGAGCGUGGCCCAAUUCCCACUUCUAUAGUUCCUACACAUCUCCUUCUAGAACGUAGAGUACUUUCCACGGCAGCACGUCUUCUCCGCGUACCCCUACCCCUACGCGAUGGCAUCUGAGAUCUGACUAAAGCAGUUGAGCCCAGCGCGCGAAAGCAACCACGGAACCACCCAACACGCCAUGCAUACACAACUGCUGGUCAGUGGUCGUUACUCUGGUCACUGUAACUGUAAAAGGUCCGAUCAUUGAGCAUGCUGCCUUCAUGCACUAGAAUACCAAACCCACACACUCACAAGUCGCCCAUAGGCUCGCGCGAACGCCAUUUGUUGCACACCACGACUCGACGGCACUGAUUAUACCAAUACCAACAACCCAUAUCUCAUCCAUGGCAGUCAUCACCGUGAUGCUCCUCCUCGUCCUCGCCGCCGCCGCCGCCGCCGUCGUCGCGGCGCCGGCGGCAUCUGCGGCUGCUGGCGGAGGCGACAAGGAGACGCACAUCAAGCUGUACUGGCACGACGUGGUAAGCGGCGCGAGCCCGACGGUGGUGGAGGUGGCGCGCGCCGCCAUGACCAACACCUCCAAGAGCUUGUUCGGCGCCGUGAUGGUGAUCGACGACCCGCUCACCGAGGGCCCCGACCUCCUCAACUCCUCCUCCGCCGCGGCCGGCGGCGGCGGACUCCUCGGGCGCGCGCAGGGCACGUACAUCAGCGCCGGCAAGGACGAGGUGUCGCUCAUGAUGAACAUGAACUUCGUGUUCCAGGCGGGAAAGUACAACGGCAGCACCGUGGCCAUCAUGGGCCGGAACGCCGUGUUCGACGCCGUCCGGGAGAUGGCCGUCGUCGGCGGCACCGGCGUGUUCAGGAUGGCGCGCGGGUACGCGCAGGCACGGACGCACACCUUCGACCUCAACACCGGCGACGCCACCGUCGAGUACAACCUCUACAUCAGGCAUUGAUUAAUUAUCAAGUGCAUGCUAGUAGCUCGGUCUCGAUCCACGUAUGUCGGCAUUCUUUUGACGAUUCUCGUGAUGAAUACGUACGUGAAGAUGCAUGAAAUCAUGGAGAAGAAUCAAAAUUCAGUUUCACUUUUGUACCCUUUUCCGUUUGAUUUUGAUCUGCUUGCAUUGUGUGACGAAUGAACCGGAAUGAACCAUGCAUGAUUCUUUCUUGGGGA